Molecule: messenger RNA, 529 nt
Organism: Erinaceus europaeus (western European hedgehog)
Lineage: Eukaryota; Metazoa; Chordata; Mammalia; Eulipotyphla; Erinaceidae
Gene: WIPI1
Product: WD repeat domain, phosphoinositide interacting 1
Exons: 3
Coding region: 116-514 (132 amino acids)
Biological process (GO): protein localization to phagophore assembly site; nucleophagy; autophagy of mitochondrion
Cellular component (GO): extrinsic component of membrane; phagophore assembly site membrane; cytosol
Molecular function (GO): phosphatidylinositol-3,5-bisphosphate binding; phosphatidylinositol-3-phosphate binding
Source: RefSeq, a predicted model, not a curated record
GGGGCGGGGCGAGGAGCCAGGGGGCGGCCGAUCGCGCCCGGGGAGCCGGUGCCAGCGGGCUGCCGAGGUGGCGGUCGCGGGCUCGGAGCUACGGCUUCCGCGGGUCGAGCCCCCUAUGGAGGCCGAGGCCACAGACAGUCCCCCGCCGGGAGGGGUCGAGGCGGCGCUCAGUUGCUUCUCUUUCAACCAGGACUGCACAUCACUAGCCAUAGGAACCAAAGCCGGUUAUAAGCUGUUCUCUUUGAGUUCCGUGGAGCAGCUGGACCAAGUCCAUGGAAGCAAUGAGAUCCCCGACGUCUACAUUGUGGAGCGCCUUUUCUCCAGCAGCUUGGUGGUGGUGGUCAGCCACACGAAGCCACGGCAGAUGAACGUCUAUCACUUCAAGAAAGGCACGGAGAUCUGUAACUACAGCUACUCGAGCAACAUCUUGUCCAUAAGGCUGAACCGGCAGGUGAGUGGGGGAAGCCCCACGGGCUGUAUGACAUCUGACAGUGGAAGUCAAAGGCAAAGGUGACAGCUUUUCAAAAUC